AUGCCGGCAAGGAAGAACCACGCACCCAACUCGAACACCCCCCUUUUCAUAGUCAACUCAUCAGCCAAGAUCGACCCUGCAUCCAGGAAACAAAUCCGCAGCCAUGUCAUGCAAGGCAAAAAUCGAAAGCGGGCCAGUCAGAAAGACAAACCCCUGAUUCGCUCCUGGAUCAACGACUGCCAAGUCGCAGACUACUCUCCCAAUUCGAUUUCCAUCCCACCACGAGUCGGCAAUGACCUAAGCCACGUUGUAUUCAUAACCCCGCUGGCACCCUACAUGCAGGAACUCAUGUUCCAGUUCUUCACAGUCAUCAAACAAUCCGCCUAUCCCGUCGAGACCUGCGUCCAGCCAGACGGUCGUCAGUGGGUGGAAUACCUCACCUAUGACGAAGCUUACCUUCACUCGGCCCUAUUCUCAACCAAUGCCUUCUUCGACUGGCGCCGCUCAGCAAAAUUUGGCAAUGUUACUCUGCAACACCUUACCACAUGCAUUUCCCGCCUCCGACAGAACCUCCUCGACGCCUGCCUCGCAACUUCAGAUUCAACCAUCACCACCGUGAACACCCUAGCCAUGAUGGCUGACCUAUUCGGCGACUACGACAACGCACGGAAACAUCUCCAAGGUCUUUCCAAGAUCGUCGAGGUCCGAGGAGGAAUAAAAGCACUUCAAUACAACCCCCAACUGCAGUCAAAGAUACUGAGAGCCGAUCUUGGCCUGGCCCUGUCGACCGGUGUAAAGCCGCUGUUUUUCUCGGAGGGGUUCUCCUGGGAGCCUUACUUAUCCUCUCAACCACAGUCCACCUCAUCCAAACCAACCGGGGCACCAGCAUGGGACAUGUCCCUCGUCACUGACCCUCGCCUGUUGAACGUCUACCUUGACCUCCGGGAAUUCUCUCGCGCGGCUAAUCUCGCAAAGCAGAUAGGCAGCAAGAUCGGGGCGGCUGAGUAUCUUGAGACGCUGAUCUCAGUGCAGUACAGGCUGUUGGCUUUACGUCAUGAAGACGGUCUGUCGAUGACGGCAGAGGAAAGACUGUUGAGUGUGGGUAUGUUGGCUUUUACCACUACAACAUUUUUGCAUGUAAAGGGGUUGCCGUUCAAAUUCCCUCAUCUGCAGGAGCAGGCGAGAGAAUGCCUUCAGAAUCUGGAUACCAAAAAACAAAGCGGUAACCUAAGGUUGUGGUUUUUGUUUGUGGCGUAUAUAUCGGCGCUUGGUAGCCACGGGACAGCGGAGAAUGGAGGACUGUUACUUGAGAAGGGAAGGGAGAUUGUGGAGGUGAUGAAAGGUGAGAAGAGUGAACUGGGAUGGACUGACGUGAGGGAUAUCUUGAUGGAGGUUGUGUGGAUUGAUUGGGUGCAUUCUGAGGAUGGGAAAGAGUUUUUGGACAAGAUAGCAACUACUAUCCAAGUCCUGUGGCUCUCCAACCAUUCGUCAAUCUUCAGCUGGCUUUCAAACUCCUCCAAAAAUAUCAUCCGCACCUCCCCUCGCCAGCCAGCCCACGAAUAGCUUGGAAACCCAGGCCGUCGAAUAACAUUGUUCCCCUUGAACAGGAGAAAAAUAUCGAGAUGCGCGACUGGCAAGCCCUGAACUACGGGAUAUCCAACCUUUAUUGACACUCGCCUCAUGAUGCCUCCCAUGGCUCGGAGCACAUCUGCGUCGUUGCCGAGAGACCGGCCUGAGUAUUGGCGGAUCAAACUACCGUACACUCGUAGAGCAGUGAAGGCAGAUUCCCCUAGAUGAUCCAUGGCUCGGGGAACCACCUGGUCAAAUUGCGCGAGGUUGUCAUUGAGCCUUUCAUGAUAUUCGACCCUGUUACACC
This is a messenger RNA of Podospora bellae-mahoneyi, 1816 nucleotides long. RefSeq lists its product as uncharacterized. The coding region runs from base 1 to 1503 and encodes 500 amino acids. The record is from RefSeq and is a predicted model, not a curated record. NCBI's taxonomy places the organism in Eukaryota, Fungi, Ascomycota, Sordariomycetes, Sordariales, Podosporaceae. The transcript is spliced from 2 exons.